UCCUGAUUGCAUUAGAUGCAAAAGCAACUCAACGCACAUAGCAUCGUCUUCCUGUUUCUGGACAUGGAUCACUGCUGGAUUCUCCUGCUGCUCCUGCUGAGCAGAGAUGGCCUGAGUCAACCAGAGGAAGUCUGCUCAAAGUCAGUGAUCAACUCUUGCAGCGACUGCAUCAGAUCCGGCCCGUUCUGCUCAUGGUGUCAACAGCUGAACUUUACCAAAGCGGGGCAGCAGGAAGCUGAUCGAUGCAACACCAGAGCUGAGCUGACAAGAGCAGGCUGUGAGAAGGGGGAUAUCAUCUCUCCUGAGAACAAUAUGUAUGUCGACAAGAACAAGCCUCUGACUGCAGCCUUCACCCAAGAGGAACCAGUCCAGAUGAGUCCACAAAGUAUCCGCCUGAAGCUGCGACCCGGACUUCCCACCACAUUCAAGGUGUCCUUUAAGAGGGUUGAGGGCUACCCAGUUGACCUCUACUACCUGAUGGAUCUUUCGUAUUCAAUGAAAGACGACUUGGCUAAAGUCAAAGAACUGGGACAAAACCUGUUCGAUGCACUGGGAAAAAUCACCCAACAUGCUCAAAUAGGUUUUGGUGCGUUUGUUGAUAAGACAGUCCUUCCCUACACCAACACCAACCCAAAGAAGCUCCAGAAGCCAUGUGAUGAGGACGACCAGCAGUGUCAGGCUGCCUUUGGCUACAGACACGUUCUCAGUCUGACUCCAAGCAAGGAGGAGUUCAAGGAAAGAGUCGACAAACAGUUCAUCUCAGGAAACCUGGACUCUCCAGAGGGGAGUCUGGAUGCCAUGAUGCAGGCUUCGGUGUGCGGGAGUGUAAUUGGUUGGAGGAACAGCAGCACUCGUUUAAUCGUUCUGGCCACCGAUGCUGGAUUCCAUAUGGCUGGAGACGGAAAACUGGCUGGAAUUCUGGAACCCAACGAUGAACGGUGCCACAUUCAGGACAGCCUUUUCUCCAAAAGCAAUGACAUGGACUAUCCAUCUGUCGGACAGCUUGCUAUGCAGCUGGAGAAGAACAACAUUCAGCCUAUCUUUGCAGUAACAAAGAACGUGGAGAGUGUGUACAAGGAACUCUCUAAAAUGAUUCCAAAAUCAGAGGUGGGAGUUCUAUCAUCAGAUUCCAACAAUGUUGUUCAGCUGAUUGAGAAUGCCUACAACAGGUUAUCAUCUAAGGUAACUCUGACACAUGAAAACCUUCCUGAGGGCGUCAAAGUUUUGUACACCCCCAUCUGUGACAAAAAAGAGCCAGCGAGCACCACAAGAGGGAUUUGUAACGACGUUCUUGUCAAACAAGAGAUCUCCUUCAACGUCACAGUGACACUGAGCAACUGCAUGGAGGAGAAGUCGUUCAUCAUCAAACCUCAGGGCUAUAAAGACACGCUGACAGUGAUGCUGUCCACCAACUGUGAGUGCAGCUGCAAUGACCCCAAAGACCAAACCCACACCCACUGCCACAACCAGGGAGGCAUCACCUGUGGAGUCUGCAUGUGCAUGGAUGGUUUCAUCGGUCAGUUCUGCAACUGCUCCAUUGGCAGCGAGGACAGAAGCUCACUGCGAGCCAAGUGCCAGAGGUUCAACGGCACCGAGUGUGAGGGGCGGGGAGAGUGCGUGUGUGGGCAGUGCCAGUGCCACCAAUCAGAGAGCGGGGCGAGUUACUACGGCAAAUACUGCGAGUGUGAUAACGAGCACUGCGAGAAGUUCAAGAAUAAACAGUGUGCAGGAAAUGGGAAGUGCCGGUGUGGAAUAUGCGAAUGUGAUAUAGGUUUUGAUGGCUCUGCAUGUCAGUGUGAAAAGUCUGACGAGGGCUGCCGGACUGACAACAACAACAGCAGCAUUGUCUGCUUCGGCCGAGGGAAUUGCGAGUGUGGUGUUUGUGAAUGUGACGAGGGAUAUCAGCGUCCAAACUGCAAGACCUGCCUGGGAUGUCCUGAUCCAUGCCAGACCAAACUGAGCUGCAUCGAGUGUCUGGGAUUUGACUCUGGUCCCUUCGAAAAGAACUGCACUAAAACUUGCAGGAGAAGCAUCUAUCAUGAGAAGGUGGAAAAGUUCAGCAUACCAGGGAAGGAGUGCCGCCAGAAGGACAGCAAGGCAUGCUGGAUCACCUAUAAGCUAGAACAGCUGGUUGGAAGGGACAACUACAAGGCUGAAGUCUUGAUGGAGAGAGAGUGUCCACAGCCACCCAGUGUGGCAGUGAUCAUCGGAGGCUCCGUCGCUGCUGUGGCUUUGAUCGGCAUCAUACUGCUGGCACUCAUCAAGUUGAUGAUCUACAUGAAAGACCUAAAGGAGUUCAGGAGGUUUGAAAACGAGAAGAAGAAGUCCAACUGGGCCAACGCCGACAACCCCAUUUUCUCGAAGGCUACCACCACCGUGUCCAACCCCACCUUCACUGGAGAGUGAAGACAGCCACCUGGACCCGGAUCUGGACCUGGACUGGACUGCACCUUUUCUUACGCUCAUUUACAGUACCUUUACUUUAAAGCUGCGUUACUUUGAGCUUUAUGAUUCUCUGUCACAUCAUUGCAGCUACAGUUGGUUUGGCUUCAGCAACAAUUCUUAAAGUGACAAAACCAAAUUUACAUUCAGAAUGCCAGAACUCUAUCAUCACCUCCACCCUCUGUCAAGCACGGUGGGGUGUUCUGGCGCUGCAGCCUCUGGACCCGGGAACCUUCAGUCCCAGAAUUCUGACAUUAAAAGUCAUUAGUGUGAAAAAACUUUAAAUUCUGCCAUUAAUCUUAAUAUCCAGAUGAAAGCCCAAACAAUGAGUUUAUUUUUUUCAGAACUUUUAAUUUCUGUUAUUGAAGAGAUUUUUACUAAAAUUAUUAUUUUUUUAAUCCUGGGGGGGGGGGGCAUGUUUUUGUGAGGGUAGCUCACAUUAGCUACCCAGGGGAACACGGGGAGAACAUGCAAACUCCACACAGAAAGAUCCUUUCUCUAACCCACCCAGGGUGUGGGCACUGAAGUCCUGGGGGAACUUAACACGCCCUCAACACCCACAAGUCCCUGGCGGGAAUUGAACCCAGGACCUUCUUACUGUGAGACGGCUGCACUACCAGCUGCACCACCGUGCCCCCUUUGUUUACAAAAGUUAAAAGUUAAAAGUUUUAUUUGUAAGAAUUGCCCUUUUUUCCUCGGACUUCUGUCAUGUUGAUAAUCAGACAUCUGACAACCUUCUACAGUUUCUGCAGUGACAGAAAUACCGUAGAUACUCUAAAUACUGAGAUAAUGAAUAAAAUAUACUGUUAAGUGGAAAAGCAGAAUAUAAUAAUGUAAAGGGAGUUUUGAUGCACUUUCACUUCAAUGUUUGGCGGUUUGCUGCCUUAGAAUCCUCCAGAGUACUAAUUAGUUUCUGAAAAACAUGACUCAAGCCCCAAAUGACCUUGAAGAAAAGAACCAAGCAUGUACAGUCAUCAGUCACUUUUAGAAAAGUAUUCAGUGGGCAUGGCCUGGUCCAUGAUUCCUCCUCCGCCGUGCUCAACAGUGGGCAUGGCCUUGUCCAUGAUUCCUCCCCCGCCGUGCUCAACAGUGGGCAUGGCCUGGUCCAUGAUUCCUCCCCCGCCGUGCUCAACAGUGGGCAUGGCCUGGUCCAUGAUUCCUCCUCCGCCGUGCUCAACAGUGGGCAUGGCCUGGUCCAUGAUUCCUCCCCCGCCGUGCUCAACAGUGGGCAUGGCCUGGUCCAUGAUUCCUCCCCCGCCGUGCUCAACAGUGGGCAUGGCCUGGUCCAUGAUUCCUCCUCCGCCGUGCUCAACAGUGGGCAUGGCCUGGUCCAUGAUUCCUCCCCCGCCGUGCUCAACAGUGGGUAUGGCCUGGUCCAUGAUUCCUCCCCCGCCAUGCUCAACAGUGGGUAUGGCCUGGUCCAUGAUUCCUCCCCCGCCGUGCUCAACAGUGGGCAGGGCCUGGUCCAUGAGCCCCGCCAUGCUUAGCAGUAGUUGUGGCCUUUUCUGUGACUCUGCCGUGCUCAACAGUGGGCGCCACCCACAAGGGUAGAGGUGGCCUCCACCCUUGUGGGUGGCAAUGGGGGUGGUCCGCUCAGUGACUAAAAUCUAUCAACAGACAACUGAUUCAAACUGAUAAAAAAACAAUUUAAAUAGAGGCGUGUCCUCUCAAACAUCGGCGAUUAAUGUUUGUGGAGUUUUACAGGCGUUCAUCGGUUGUGCUUGAUGUUAUUUUAUUCAAACUUCCAUUCUUAACCUCCUGUCCAUGUUUCAUACUGUUUCAAUCUGAGCUGAUCAUCUGAUUAUUAUUUUGCUGGAUAUUCUGGGAAAACAGCCUUCAGAUGUGUGAUUCCCUCUUUAAAAGCUUGUAUCUUCUGAACAGAAGCAAUCUGCCUCGUUCUGUUUUGAAGGAUCUGUGUUUUGUAAAGAAUGAAACUGAACCUAACAAUGAACUUGAAUGUUUAUAUUUGACAUCAGUGAGGUCUGCAGGCUCUGACAUUGACCUCUGUGUUUCUCGUGGUCUGAUCGUGGAGUAAAUCUGAUGGAACCUCACGUUCUGGAAAACGUCCAGUUCUCAUUGGAGAACCCUGAACUUCAGAUCAUUUACAAACUCUUUCAUUUUUAAUUGAUGUGCACCCCUGCUGAUAUCUUUCCCUCUUGGCAUUGUGUGAAUCUUCUUGCCUUUUUUGAAUUAAAUGAAUAAUUAUAUUAGAGAAAAAA
Molecule: messenger RNA, 4661 nt
Organism: Cololabis saira (Pacific saury)
Lineage: Eukaryota; Metazoa; Chordata; Actinopteri; Beloniformes; Belonidae
Gene: itgb2
Product: integrin, beta 2
Exons: 16
Coding region: 16-2406 (796 amino acids)
Biological process (GO): integrin-mediated signaling pathway; cell adhesion mediated by integrin; cell migration
Cellular component (GO): cell surface; integrin complex; focal adhesion
Molecular function (GO): amyloid-beta binding; integrin binding
Source: RefSeq, a predicted model, not a curated record